Molecule: messenger RNA, 2754 nt
Organism: Ilex paraguariensis (yerba mate)
Lineage: Eukaryota; Viridiplantae; Streptophyta; Magnoliopsida; Aquifoliales; Aquifoliaceae
Source: the annotation of a GenBank genome assembly
AAUAAUAUCUCCAUUUUCGUCACUCUCUCUCUCUCUCUCUCUCUAAAUACACUACCUAUAUCUCUCUCAUUGUUCUGAUCGCCGGUAAAUCCUCGCCGUCCAAAAUGCUCCUCCAAGUUCCGGCGAUGGAUAUUCCCCGCUCGGAUCCACAACGCCGGUCAAUUUUACGCAAUUGAAAAUCUCCAACGGUACACGUCCAUCUCUACGAUUCGUACAGUAGAUCCAUUACGUCAAUCUACAGACACAUUUUCCGUACCAUUUUAUCCAACAUUUAGCCUGAUUCAGGGUUUUCUUUUCGUCCUCAUUGAUCUAUAGUCAACUUUAGUUUCCCUUCAAUUUUGAUGACUUGAUUGAAAUUUCGUGGAUAAAUUAAUAUUUAGGGUUACGGUCUUAUUCUGUUUUGUUGAGAAUUUUUUGCGAUGUUGCAAAGAAUUAUAAAGAGAGGGAAUCGGAAGGGGUCGAAAUCGGACGGUGCCGACUAUGGGUUUGUGCCUCCGGGAAAUCGAAAUUCUGGGUCGGUUUUGACGUCCAGUGUGGUGGUAAACCAUGCAUCUCGGGGUGCACCGGUCAAUUCGGUGCUGCAACAACCGAUGAUCGUGGCUGCGCCACCCUCGGGGACCAUUGAAACUCUCCCCAUGUUACGGGACGUUCCGGUGUCCGAGCGCCAGAACUUGUUUUUGCGGAAAUUGCAAAUUUGUUGCUUCCAAUUCGAUUUUUCGGAUAUACUGAAAAUGGUUAGGGAAAAGGAAAUCAAGAGGCAGACACUUGUGGAGCUUGUUGAUUUCAUACAAUCGGGUUCGGGGAAACUAACUGAGGGUAAUCAAGAAGAAAUGAUAAGGAUGAUUUCAGUGAAUAUUUUCCGCUGUUUGCCUCCGGCAUCUCAUGAAAAUACGGGAUCAGAAAAUAUGGAACCUGAAGAGGAGGAGCCAUACCUUGAGCCCUCGUGGCCGCAUUUACAGCUUGUGUAUGAGUUGCUUUUGCGAUAUGUUGUGUCCUCUGAAACGGAUACUAAGGUUGCCAAGCGGUAUAUUGACCAUUCAUUUGUGUUGAAAGUACUUGAUUUGUUUGAUUCUGAGGAUCCCCGAGAGCGGGAAUAUUUGAAAACUAUCCUUCACCGAAUUUAUGGGAAGUUCAUGGUGCAUCGCCCAUUUAUUAGGAAGGCAAUCAAUAAUAUCUUUUAUCGGUUUAUAUAUGAAACAGAGAGGCACAGUGGUAUUGGUGAGCUUUUGGAAAUUCUUGGGAGUAUAAUUAAUGGGUUUGCGCUGCCAAUGAAAGAGGAGCAUAAGUUGUUUCUUGUCAGGGCACUUAUACCACUCCACAAGCCAAAGUCCGUUGCACUGUAUCAUCAGCAGCUGUCAUAUUGCAUUACUCAGUUUGUUGAAAAGGACUAUAAGUUGGCAGAUACUGUUAUAAGGGGUUUGUUGAAAUAUUGGCCAGUCACCAAUUGCCAAAAGGAAGUUCUCUUUCUUGGGGAACUUGAAGAAGUGUUGGAGGCAACACAGGCAGCCGAAUUUCAGCGCUGCAUGGUGCCUCUUUUCAGACAAAUAGCUCGUUGCCUCAAUAGCUCUCACUUUCAGGUAGCAGAACGAGCUCUCUUUUUGUGGAAUAACGAGCAUAUUGUGAGCUUGAUUGCCCAGAACAGAAAUGUCACAUUACCAAUCAUUUUUGAAGCACUGGAGAAGAAUAUUCAAUCUCACUGGAAUCAGGCAGUCCAUGGUUUGACUGUUAAUGUUCGGAAAAUGUUCCUAGAAAUGGAUACCGAGUUGUUUGACGAAUGCCAGAGACAGUAUGCAGAUAGAGAGGCCAGGGCCGGAGAGUUGGAAGAGCAGCGGGAAUUAACAUGGCAGAGAUUGGCAGUUGCUGCAGCACAAGGAGGCUGAGGGGACAUGGUCACUGCCUACCUGAUCACUUACUAUGCAUCACAACACAAAAUGAUGCAUGCAUGAUCCCCAGAUUUGCUUUUCUCUCCAUCUUGGUGAUAUUCACUCUUUCUUCCUCUUUUUGCCUUUCUUGCUUCCUAAUCGUUGAAAACAGAAGAAAAAGUAGCUACCAAAUGUAAUUUAGAUGUAUCAAUAUUUGCAAGUAAUGUGCUGCAGAUUCAGGAUGGUUUGUGAAGUAUCUCUUCUGGGUUCAUUCAACAUUUUUCCUACAUGAAGAGAAGUACCUAUUAUCUUACAUUGCAUUUGUACAAUAUGGACCAAUAUUUUCCAUGUGAAGUAGGUUGGAACAUUCGGGUGAAAACUCUGUGUCCCUGUAACCCCAAUGUUGUGAAAUCUGUUAUGGUGAUGAAUUUGAGCAUUCAUAUACACAUGAAUGUGUUCUGCUUGAUAGAAUAUAAGGAGUAAGGGUAGAACUUAACAUUCUUCACGCCUUACCUUUCACUCUCGGGUAACCUUGGUUUGCCGUCUAAUUAUAGGCUAGUUAGCUGCUAGAGUGUUAUCUGGAAUUGCUCAGAUUAGUGGCAUCAUAGGUCCGUGGGCACUAAUAAUCUGAUUGGAAGCAACAUUGUUUAUGAAUGGUUGAUUCAUGUUUGGACAAGGAUUAUGUAUGGUGACCUAAACAUGGUUACUUAAAAGAGCUUCGUCUCAGAAUGACAUCUACACGUAGAAUUGAUCUAAACAAGUGUGGCAUAGUUGAUGAAGCCUACAGUCCAACAUUGUUUAGCCUUACGGGAUUGAAUCUACUUCCAUUGCUUCUUUUUGGGCAUCGGACUAGUAAAGAAUUUGAAGGAAUUUUUAUUUCUUUUGAAGUGUC